GCAUGUUGUUAUUUUUCACCGUUCUAUUUAUUUUCACCGUGAAUUCGUUGCACUUGGAAGGUGACGGCCAGUGCUCUUCUAUUAGAGGCAAAAUUUUACCUCAAAAAUGGUCCGAGAAAGUGCCGAAGAGUCGUCCUUUGGACCUAAAAAAAUGACCAAAAAGUCCAUCGUGGAUUCGUGCAAGAAGAACAAACUCUACAUCACCCCCCACCUCAACGACAUCCUCUAUCUGCACUAUUCGGGCUACAACGCAAUAGAAUCGCUCGAAGAGUACGUCGGACUAAAGUGCCUCUGGUUGGAGUGUAACGCCAUUUCGGCCAUCAGCGGGCUGGACAACCAAAGUCAGCUCAAGUGUCUGUAUCUGCAGAAUAAUUUGAUUACGAAAAUUGAAAACUUGGAUAGCUGCAAGCAGCUUGAUACACUGAACUUGUCUCACAACUACAUCAACAAGAUUGAAAAUUGCGGAAAUGAGAUCCUUCCCGUUCUCAACACUCUGAACAUAUCACAUAAUUAUCUUAAAGCGGCUGACAGCCUGGACCAGCUUAGAGAUUGCCACUUUGUUUCGGUGCUGGACAUUUCCCACAACCGAAUCGAGGACAUCGCCAUUGUAAAGAUUUUGAGCGACAUGAAGUCCCUCCGUGUACUUACCUUGACCGGAAAUCCAGUGGUCAAUGAAAUUCCCUCUUAUAGAAAGACGCUGAUUUUGGAAUGUAAAUCUCUAACCUAUCUGGACUCACGUCCCGUGUUUGAUCGUGAUCGCGCUUGCGCCGAAGCUUGGAAACGUGGCGGAUUCGAAGAAGAGCGCAAGGAGCUGAAACGCUGGCAGAAGGAAGAGCAACGGAAGAUUCGACGCAGCAUCAACGCAACACUAAGAAUGCGACACAAGGGCGAUGGAGAACCGGAGUUGCUCAAAACAAGCAGCGACGAAGAGGACGAGAGCUCGGCAAAGAAGAGCAAACCGGCUGCCGAACCGGUGCUGGAAAUAAACGAGGUGAGCAACGAGCAAGCCUGGGAUGACGUGGAGAAGCUGUUUUGCAAGACCCCGAGCAGCGAAGGCUCGAUGAACAUCUUCCAACGCUUCAAGCCGAACCGCCCUGGCGGUGUCUGUGGCACCGAUGACUAUGAUGAGGAAGAUCUAGAAUGUGAUCGUGAGGAAGAUAUCGUUGUUCAGGAGACUAUUACUUCGAUCAACGAGAUUGGUGGCUUGCCAAAGAAGAAGUUGAUCGAGGAGAUUCCUUCAGAUGACGAAAAGCAGUUUGAUGAUGAUGACAAGUCUAAUGACGAUCUUGAUCAAGAUUGUUCCGAUUUUCCAACCGAAAGUGAAUCUCAGAAUGAACCAAAGACGCUCGUUGAAGAGAUUCAUACCGAGGGAAGCGAGGAAUCUUCGCCGCAGCAAGAGAUUGAGCAUGAUCCACCCGUAGCUCCCAUCCCGAAGAACAUGGACAAGGUCAAGUCUACGGAGCUGGAAGACGACACGCUGAACGUGGUGAUCGAGAACAAGGAAGACAUUUCGAUCUCGCUGGAGACCAAGGAAGGCGAACUCAUCAGCAAGGUCGAAUCGCGCCCAUCGUCGUCCCAAGGCAAAACGUACACCGUCGUUGAUGUGAACGCUUCCGACUCAGAACCCACGGAAAUAACCAACGACGAUCGGGACGGCAAGAGCAGCAGCCUAUCGGUGACCUCAGGUACGGACUCAUCUGAAGACGAAGACAUGUUCGAUAAGAUCGUUCCGGUUAAGAACCGCAAGUUGGCGACUCGCUACCAACCGGAUUCAACGACUUCUACCGACUCGGAGGAAGAAGAGGCGCCUCCAAAUUACCCGGAUAACGUGCGACGGGACAAGUCUAUCGCUCAGUACAUUGACGAGUACAAGAAGUUCUUCCGUGCUGCAAAUGUCCUUGAUAGUCCGCCGAACAAAACCCGUAUGGAUCGACCGCAGACGGCGAAGAAUAAGCGAACCGAUCCGAUUAUCUACGAGGGAGUCCUGAAGACGAUGGAGAAGAACUCCAACGAAGCAAAGAUCAAUGAGGCGCGUGCUGAAGCGAAAGAGUCAAAGGAGCAGAUUAUUGAUCGAUUGAUCGCUCAGCAAGAGCAGGUCGAUAUGGACUUGGAUGAGCAGGAUUUUUCAAUCGGUGGAGAAGUGCACAACUUUAAAAAAUACCGUCUGGAUGCCUUCCGCAAGGAUCAGGACAAGCUGCAAGUACUGAUUGAUCGGGUGACCGCCCAGAAGGAUCGCUACAACGCCCACAUUGAUCAGAUUCACGACCAGAUGGCAAAUAUUAUGGAUGAUUACGAGCAAAUUAGCGAGAAACUUCGGAAGGUUGACGACUUGAUUCAGAACAUAAACGAUGACCUCCCCAAAACGGGAAAGAAACUUGAUUUUGCUGAAGAGAUUGAAGAGAUUCCGGAAGAGUUGGAGGUAGAAGAGACCUCUGACGAGAGCGACCCCAAAGAAGAAGCCAAAGAAGUGGCCCAACAAAUGAUAGAGCACAUCAUAAAUAGAUGCGAGAAUGAGAUUCUCCGUGCACCAACACCGAUUCUAGACAGCUCAUCUGACUCUUCAGAAGAUUUAACUGACGAUGAUAUGGCCGCCUUGUUACUCCCGAAACGCACCGUUCUAGACAUUUUAUCCUCCCCAAAACCGAUUCCAAUUCAAGAACCAGUGAUUGAAGGGCUAGCCCAGGAUCCAGUCUACCAAAAGUUCAUCGAGAUCCAAGAGGAAAUCGACCAAAUCACCGAGGAUGAGCUGUACAACAUUGUAACCGAAGCCGCCGGCGAGUUGUCCGGCGACUCAACGAUUACCCAGUGCCUGAACACUGAAGUGGACCAAUACUGGAAGCAGUACGACAACAUUGACGAUUUCCGCAAGAACAUAAACCUGGACUCGCAUCCCAUCAUCCAGAAGUUCCGCCAGUUUAUCCGCUGUCACUGCGAGCAGGAUCAGCAGGAAACGGCCUCCAACCUGGACAAGGCCUGCCGCAAGCUGGAGCGCCGUUUGUCGAACAGUUUGUUUGACGAGUACUUGAUUCUGAGCCGGAAGGUCAGUAUCGCCACUAACGGAGAGUCCAGCGCGAACGAGUUGGAGCUGAUCGAGGUCGACGAGGGCGUAACGGAAGAGCUAGUCGAGGCUCUGAACAAGGUGACGGCUUGGGAUGAGACUGGUGGAAGGGAUGGUGAGCUGAACCAGUUGGACGAAGAGGCGAUCGAGCCGGAACAAGCUGGUGAUGUGGACGCGGAGUUGGAAGACGCCGAGUCAAAACCAGCUGAGGAAGAAUUACCAUUUGAUACCGAACAGGUUGAAAACGAGGGAGAGGUUUUCUUUACUAAAUGUUUGGACAACAGUGAUAUUCUAUAAUUUAUUUGUUCACACGAAAAGCGACUUAAUGUAAUAAAUGCACGUCUUCUUAGCAAUACUUGGUGAAACUCAUUAUUUGGUAUUCGAAAGUAGCCCUCUUUCUAGUAUUCAAUAGUAACGCACUUUGUCUUGAGGUAUUCGUUGAGAGCUUCCUUUCCUACAAUGAGAAGAGAACA
Culex pipiens pallens (northern house mosquito) is the source of this 3531-nucleotide messenger RNA. It is a transcript of the gene dtr, whose product is annotated as dynein axonemal assembly factor 1 homolog. The transcript is spliced from 10 exons. Gene Ontology annotation, molecular function: protein binding. The record is from RefSeq and is a predicted model, not a curated record. Bases 107 to 3355 code for a protein of 1082 amino acids. NCBI's taxonomy places the organism in Eukaryota, Metazoa, Arthropoda, Insecta, Diptera, Culicidae.